This is a messenger RNA of Rotaria sp. Silwood1, 1590 nucleotides long. NCBI's taxonomy places the organism in Eukaryota, Metazoa, Rotifera, Eurotatoria, Philodinida, Philodinidae. The record is from the annotation of a GenBank genome assembly.
AUGGAAAAAACAUUGGUGACUAAAUCAACUGGACUAGAGCCGACGACAUUUCCACAUGCUAAAGUUGCAUUUCCUCAAAUUAAUCUUGAUCUCACCGAUGGAAUAAAUGACAACGAAAGUAAUAUUGUUCUACAACAUAAUUGUCUUCAUGUUGCUGCUUGGAUUGAUGAAGAAAAUGAUCCUUAUCAAAUUAUUUCUUAUUGUAUGAGUGAAUGGUCCUCAAAAUGGAAUAUUCGAACAACUUAUCAAGAUCAAAACUUUACUUUUGCUGAACUCAACAAGCUAAAUAUUACUAGUGAACAAUUAUAUCUUUGGUCGGCACCAAUGGAUGUUGUUGAACAUUAUCAAUUUUAUUUAAAUCUACUGUUAACGUCAAACAUAUUAUCGUCAUCAAUGGCAACACAUAUGUUCUAUAAUUGUACAUCAUUCAGAUUUGGUCCAUUGUGUCAAUAUUCAUUAGAUGCUUACAAGUCUCAUCAUUUAACGUUAAACGAGAUUAUUCAUGAAUUUUAUCGACACGAAUAUAAACCAACAACAUUAACAUGUUACACUCAUUUACAAUGCAAUCGUGGUUCAAUAUUUGCAUGUCUGGACUGGAGUGAAAUAUGUGAUGGUAUCGUCGAUUGUCAAAAUGGAGUCGAUGAAGAAUCUUGUUGGCAAAUGGAAAUAAAUGAAUGUGAAGAUAAUGAAGAUCGAUGCCUAAAUGGACAAUGCAUACCUAAAACAUUUUUUCAUGAUGAUCCUAAUGUUUUUGAAUGUCUCGAUCGUUCAGACGAAAGAGAUCUUUGUAUUCAUUGGACAUCGAUUGAAAAUGGUUGGUGCGAUUGCGGAUAUAAUGAAUACGGUUUCUGUGAGGAUGAAGAACUAAAUAUUCACUAUAUCAAAAAACAUAUCUCAUUUCCAAUAAUUUGUGAUGGUUUUACAGAACUAAUACCUGUUAUUAUAGAUGGACGAAAUGAAACCGAUGAAACUGAAUGUGAAUAUUGGCAGUGUAAUAACACUUAUACUCGAUGUAAUGGAUUUUGGAAUUGUCUGAAUGGAGCAGAUGAAGUCGAUUGUGAUCAAUCACCUAUUUUGAAAUGUCCACUUCAUCAUCACAUCUGUGUCUCACCUGACACAUACCAAUUUAUGUGUUUGCCUCUUACACAAGCCAAUGAUGGAAAUAUUGAUUGUCUUGGUGCUACUGAUGAACCACAACUCUGUCGAUCGAAUAAUCAUGAACUGAGCAAUGUUAACUUUCAUUGCACCACUGGUGAAUAUGAACAUUGUACAUCUUAUGUAUCUGUAUGUUUCAAUAGACAAUGUACUUACAAAGAUUAUGAUAAAAUUUGUGACAAUACUCUGAACAACAAUAACUACUGUACUAUACGUAAUGACAAAUAUAUAACUGUUCGUUCUGAUAUUGCAAAUUUCUUUUGUAAACGUCCAAUCGAUUUUGAUAAAUCACCCUAUACAUAUUUUUCAUUGGAUAGAAUUAACAACUCAAUCGAACAAAUAACGAAAAAAAAACACAAAAAUAAUAAAUUCAUCUAUUACUCAACAAAGCGUUAUUCAACAUCAACAACAUUGUCAUCGUGGUCUUGUUGUUAG